Setaria italica (foxtail millet) is the source of this 2344-nucleotide messenger RNA. RefSeq names its product probable inactive purple acid phosphatase 2. Bases 1 to 2058 code for a protein of 685 amino acids. Gene Ontology annotation, molecular function: metal ion binding; acid phosphatase activity. Lineage: Eukaryota; Viridiplantae; Streptophyta; Magnoliopsida; Poales; Poaceae. The record is from RefSeq and is a predicted model, not a curated record. The transcript is spliced from 2 exons.
AUGACCCUCCUCACUUCCUCAGGCUCACCUAAAUCCUCAGGAUGCGUCACGAGCCACUUUCUCUACGGCGUCCCCCGCAAAAUGCACCCCGAAAACCCCCACCUCCCCUUCCUCCUCUUCCUCGCCGUCGCGGCCCUCGCCACCGCCGGCGAGGCCGCGGCGGGCACCACCCUCACCGCGUCCCCAGCGAGGCUGUCCCCCUCAGACCGCCAGAUCAAGAUCCGCUGGGCGGGCCUCCCGUCCCCCGACGGCCUCGACUACGUCGCCAUCUACUCGCCGCCGUCCUCCCGCGACCGCGACUUCCUCGGCUACCUCUUCCUCAACGGCUCCGCCUCCUGGCGCGACGGCCACGGGGAGCUCUCCCUCCCGCGCCUCCCCACCCUCCGCGCGCCCUACCAGUUCCGCCUCUUCCGCUGGCCCGCCAAUGAGUACUCCUACCACCACAUCGACCACGACCGGAACCCGCUCCCCCACGCCAAGCACCGGGUCGCCGUCUCCGGCGACGUCGCGGUCGGCGACCCCGCGCGACCCGAGCAGGUGCACCUCGCGUUCGCCGACGCCGUCGACGAGAUGCGGGUCAUGUUCCUGUGCAACGACGCCGGGAAGAGGGUCGUCAGGUACGGAUUGGAGGAGGAGGAGAAGAAUUGGACGGAGGUGGGCACAGAGGUGAGGACGUACGAGCAGAAGCACAUGUGCGAUUGGCCGGCGAACAGCAGCGUCGCCUGGAGAGAUCCGGGAUUCGUCUUCGACGGCCUCAUGAAGGGAUUGGAGCCCGGAAGGAAGUACUUUUACAAGGUUGGCAGUGACACAGGAGGAUGGAGCAAGACUUACAGCUUUAUUUCACGUGACAGUGAAGCCAAUGAGACCAACGCGUUUCUUUUUGGUGACAUGGGAACAUAUGUGCCUUAUAACACCUACAUUCGCACACAAGCUGAGAGCUUGUCGACAGUAAAGUGGAUCCUCCGUGAUAUUGAAGCCCUUGGAGAUAAACCUGCCUUUAUUUCACACAUUGGGGACAUCAGCUAUGCUAGAGGUUAUUCUUGGGUAUGGGAUCAUUUCUUCAGCCAGAUUGAGCCUAUUGCUGCCAAUACCCCCUACCAUGUCUGUAUAGGAAAUCAUGAGUAUGAUUGGCCAUUACAACCUUGGAAACCAUCGUGGGCUACAUAUGGAAAGGAUGGUGGGGGUGAGUGUGGAAUACCAUACAGUGUCAAGUUCAGAAUGCCUGGCAAUUCUAUUCUACCUACUGGUAAUGGUGGUCCAGACACCAGGAAUCUUUAUUACUCCUUCGAUUCAGGUGUGGUGCAUUUCGUGUACAUGUCAACUGAAACUAAUUUUCUUCAGGGCAGUGAUCAGUACAACUUCUUAAAAGCGGACCUUGAGAAGGUGAACCGAACUAGAACACCAUUCGUUGUUUUUCAGGGCCACCGUCCCAUGUACACCUCAAGUGAUGAAACCAGGGAUGCUGCUUUGAAACAGCAGAUGCUCCAGAAUUUGGAACCACUGCUGGUGACAUACAAUGUGACCCUUGCACUAUGGGGACAUGUCCACAGGUACGAGAGGUUCUGCCCUAUGAAGAACUUCCAAUGUGUCAACACUUCAUCGAGCUUCCAAUACCCUGGUGCUCCUGUGCAUCUCGUGAUCGGGAUGGGUGGUCAAGACUGGCAACCUAUAUGGCAACCGAGGCCUGAUCACCCUGAUGUUCCCAUCUUUCCGCAGCCUGAGAGGUCCAUGUUCCGUGGUGGUGUGUUUGGAUACACGAGACUUGCAGCAACAAGGGAGAAGCUAACACUAACUUAUGUGGGGAACCAUGAUGGGCAAGUCCAUGAUAUGGUGGAGAUAUUUUCUGGUCAAGGAUCCAGUAACAGUAGUAUUGCUGAGGCGGUGGAUGGUACAAAACUCAGCACAGGAGUCAGCACCGUGCGAAGGAUUUCUCCGUUGUACUUGGAAAUCGGAGGCAGUGUAAUGUUUGCACUGCUGCUGGGGUUUGGUUUUGGAUUUCUUGUCAGGAGAAAGAAAGAAGCUGCACAGUGGACUCCAGUAAAGAACGAGGAAUCUUAAGUUGUGUUGAAUCAAUAUUUCGACCUAUUUACCGAAAUAGACCCCAACACGGUGAAGUCACUUUUGACAUUUUGGGGGCUAGCUCUGUAUCCUUGUCACACAACUGUAUAGUUAUGUAAGAUGGUGCCUUUGUAUGUGAUAGUCUCGGGCAAUGGAAUUUUUUAUCUGCAUAUCUGUUGUCGUGAUUGUCCAGUGUAUAGGUAUUUAAUAAUUGACAAUGUUCACAGUGUAUUGGCUGACUGGAGUGUUUAACCUGUACCAUAAUGCAACAUGAUCGUUAGAGUCA